AGAGGGAGCGAGUAGAGGCGAAGAAAAGCCAGACGCGGGAGAGGAGGCAGAAGACCGCUGGCAGGGGGAAGGAAGUCAGAGAGGAGGGAAACGUAGGGAGAGGGAUAAGGACCCCUCCUCCCCGCGGAGAGACGACUUCCCAUGUAGCUAGGGAUAGAGGGGGAAGCUGGCGCUCAGGAACAGUGAGAGAAGCUCUCACAAGCAAGUUACUUAAUUCCGGGAGAGCGGCGGGAAGAGGGCACAGCAGCAAUCACUGAUCAGAACCACUAUUCCCAGCCCCUCAUCAUUUAACCCCCGGGUGGUUCAAUGCACUACUCCAAGCUCUUCCUAGUUUCUUCCUCGGGCUAACUUCGGAGGACGUACCGCCGGAGCGGCCCGGAGGGGAGGACAAGGGCCUCGGAAGAAGGAAGGAGAAGUUUUGUGGGGGUUGCGUGCAGAGGAGAAGAUGGGCUGGAAGCGCCGCUGUUGCUGGGGAGGCGGAGGCGGCGGGGACCUUCUCUGCCGGCUCACCCUGGUGCUGGGGUUCCUGCUGCCCGCCUGCAGGACGCGCCUCUACACCAACCACUGGGCUGUGCGGAUAACCGGGGGGCUCCCGGAGGCCAACAGGAUAGCGAGCAAAUACGGAUACGUCAAUAUAGGACAGAUUGGAACAUUGAAGGACUACUACCACUUCUACCAUAGUAAAACAAUUAAAAGGUCAGUUCUCUCAAGUAGAGGUACCCACAGCUUCAUUUCAAUGGAACCAAAGGUGGAGUGGAUACAACAGCAGGUGGUUAAAAGAAGGAUAAAGAGGGAUUAUAAGCCUGGCGGUACCCAAUCCACUUAUUUCAAUGAUCCCAAGUGGCCAAGCAUGUGGUACAUGCACUGCAGUGACAACACCCACCAUUGCCAAUCAGAUAUGAAUAUAGUAGGUGCUUGGAAGAGAGGUUACACUGGAAAGAAUGUUGUGGUCACCAUCCUGGAUGACGGCAUUGAAAGAAACCACCCAGACUUGAUGCAGAAUUAUGAUUCGCAAGCCAGUUUUGAUGUAAAUGGAAAUGAUUUUGACCCUAUGCCUCGAUAUGAUGCCAGCAACGAGAACAAGCAUGGAACCCGUUGUGCUGGAGAAGUGGCAGCCACGGCAAACAACUCACACUGCACAGUAGGAAUCGCCUUUAAUGCCAAGAUUGGAGGUGUACGGAUGCUGGAUGGAGAUGUGACAGAUAUGGUGGAAGCAAAGUCCCUAAGCCUUAAUCCCCAGCACAUCCACAUCUACAGUGCCAGCUGGGGGCCCGAUGACGACGGUAAGACCGUGGAUGGACCCGCUUCUCUGGCCCGUCAGGCCUUUGAGAACGGCAUCAGAAUGGGACGAAGAGGCUUAGGUUCAGUCUUUGUUUGGGCUUCUGGAAAUGGUGGAAGAAGUCGAGACCACUGCUCCUGUGAUGGCUACACCAACAGCAUCUACACUAUCUCCAUAAGCAGCACAGCUGAAAGUGGAAAAAAGCCGUGGUAUCUGGAAGAAUGUGCAUCCACACUAGCUACAACGUACAGCAGUGGAGAAUCCUAUGACAGGAAAAUAAUUACUACAGACCUGAGGCAGCGUUGCACAGAUAGCCAUACUGGAACCUCAGCCUCUGCACCUAUGGCUGCAGGCAUCAUUGCCCUGGCACUGGAAGCAAAUCCAUUUCUGACCUGGAGAGACGUACAGCACAUUAUUGUCAGGACUUCACGUGCAGGACAUCUGAAUGCUAAUGACUGGAAAACCAAUGCAGCUGGUUAUAAGGUGAGCCACCUUUAUGGAUUUGGACUGAUGGAUGCUGAAGCAAUGGUGACAGAAGCAGAAAAGUGGACAACGGUGCCUCCACAGCAUGUGUGUGUGGAGAACACAGAUCGGCAAAUCAAAACAAUACGACCUGACAGCAUUGUCCGUUCAAUUUACAAAGCCACUGGCUGUUCAGAUAAUCCUAACCACCAUGUGAUCUACUUGGAGCAUGUUGUUGUACGUAUCACUAUUACUCACCCUCGACGUGGAGACUUGGCAAUUUACCUAACCUCUCCUUCUGGAACUAGGUCACAGCUCUUGGCCAACAGGCUAUUUGAUCAUUCCAUGGAAGGAUUCAAAAACUGGGAGUUUAUGACUACUCACUGCUGGAGUGAAAAAGCAGCAGGUGAUUGGAUCUUGGAAAUCUGUGACACUCCAUCUCAGCUGAGAAAUUUCAAGACUCCAGGCAAAUUGAAAGAGUGGUCCUUAGUACUGUAUGGAACAUCCAUCCAGCCUUACUCACCAAGAAAUGAUUUUUCCAAAGUGGAAAGAGUGCGCUCCAGUCCAGUUGAAGACCCUACAGAAGAUUAUGCAACAGAUGACUAUUCAGGUCCCUGUAAUGCAGAAUGCAGUAAAGUAGGGUGUGAUGGGCCAGGACCAGAUCAUUGUACUGACUGUCUGCAUUAUUACUACAAAUCUAAAAACAACACAAGGAUCUGUGUUUCGACCUGCCCACCUGGUCACUACAAUGCAGACAAGAAACGAUGUAAAAAAUGCUCACCCAAUUGUGAAACCUGUGUUGGAGGCCAUAGUGACCAGUGCAUGACCUGUAAAUCUGGCUACUACCUGAAUGAAGUAACCAAUAGCUGUAUUACCAACUGCCCUGACGGGUUUUACCUGGACAAGAAUAAGAUUGUUUGUCGUAAAUGUAGUGAAAACUGCAAGACCUGUGUUGAAUUCCAAAUCUGCACAGAGUGCAAGCAUGGACUAAGUUUGCAUGGCACCAGAUGCACUAUCCGCUGUGAAGAAGGGAAAUACCAUAAUGGCAGAGAAUGUGAGCCAUGCCACCGUUCCUGUGCAACAUGUGCAGGUGCUGGAGUAGAUGCCUGUAUAAACUGCACACAGGGUUACUUUAUGGAAGAUGGAAGAUGUGUGCUCUCCUGUAGCAGUGGUUACUACCUUGAUCACUCUGCUGAAAGUGGAUACAAAAGCUGCAAAAGAUGUGAUGCCAGCUGUUUGGAUUGCAGUGGCCAAGGAGACAGAAACUGUACAAGCUGUCCAAGUGGCUAUAACCUAGACACUGGUGUCUGUGUCAUUGGAACAGUAUGCAAGGAUGGCGAAUAUCUUGAUGAUUCCCAAGAAUGCCAGUUGUGUGACACAUCCUGUCAGAAAUGCAUUGGACCUGAGCCAGACAACUGCAUCAGCUGCCCACUCACAAGAGUCUUUGAUGACGGGGGCUGUGUUGUGCAGUGCCCCAGGGGAAAGUUUGAAUUCAAGCAGCACUGUCACCUGUGCCAUCACACCUGCCUGGACUGCGCUGGCAGUGAGCCUAACAAAUGCACCGCUUGUGGAACAGACAGCAGAGGGGUGGAACGUUUCCUGUACCAUGGGGAGUGCAGAGACCAUUGUCCUCCAGGCCACUUCCACUUGGAGCACACCUGCGUGCCUUGCCCUGGCCACUGCGAGGUGUGCCUGAACUCCAGCCACUGCAAAAGGUGUUCCAGAGGCUACUACCUUGCUCAAAACGUGUGUGAGAAGCACAGCUGUAGAGAAGGUGAAGUGGAAGAUCCUGACUCUGAAGACUGCAUACCAUGUUCAGAUGGAUGCCAGAGCUGCAGACAGGAUGAUCCAAGAAUUUGUAUAACAUGCAUUCAAAACUAUUACAUGUAUGAGCAGCAUUGCUAUAAAUACUGUCCAGAAAACACCUACAGAGAUGAAAGUUCUUGGCAGUGCAGAGAUUGUCCUAGCAGCUGUGACAGCUGUGACAAGGACGGGUGUGACUGGUGCAAGGAAGGCUUCUAUCUCUCAGAUGGCACCUGUGUGAGUGAGUGUGGAGAUGGCUUCUUUGCUGAUGGCAUCUCCAGAGAGUGUGAGCCCUGCCACAGGAGCUGUGUGACCUGUGCUGGGCACAGCUACCAGGACUGCACUGCGUGCAAAGACAGUUUCCAGCUGUCUCAUGGGCAGUGCCUGAACCCAAGAAAUUCUCUGCCAGGUGGGAAGUUAUGGAGGGAUGGAAAUAGAAAAUUGCUGUCCUGUGACUCUUCGUGUUUGACCUGUGAGAAAUCUGCUGACGUGUGUACUUCAUGUCUGAAAGGAAAAUUUCUUAUCCGUGACAGAUGUGUUUCUCUGUGCCCUUCAAAAUAUUUUGGCAACAUUGCAAGCGGAAAGUGUGAGGAGUGCGGGCAGGACUGUGAGGUGUGCUCUGACCAGUGGCACUGUCAGAAGUGUCAGGCUGAACAGAACCAGCCGCUCUUCCUCCACAAAGGCAGAUGUUUACAGGAGUGCCCUGAGGGAUAUUUUAAUGAUUCUGAAACUUGCAAGGAAUGCAGUGGAUCCUGUAAGACAUGCAUAGGAAGUGCCACCCAAUGCCUGUCCUGUAAAAGUCCUUUGCUUCUGGAGCACUGGGAAUGUAAAUCUACUUGUUCAGAGAAGCAUUUUCCCUCUGAAGGAAUCUGCAAACAUUGCCCUGAAAUGUGUCAGGAAUGUAUUCACAAUGAAAUAUGCACAGAGUGUAUGGAUGAGUUUUUCCUGCACGACGGGAAGUGUGUACAGGAAUGCCCUUCACGCUUCUACCCUGAAGACAAGCACUGCUUUCCCUGCCAUGCCGACUGCAAGGACUGCAAUGGGCCAGAGUCUGAUGACUGCACAGCAUGCACUUACAGCGUAUUUUACCUCUACAAUGGCAUGUGUUUUAAAGAGUGCCCUGAGGGGAGUUACUAUGAAGAAGCCACCAAAGACUGCCAAGCAUGCAACAGGACAUGCCAGACUUGUUCCUCUUCCACCACCUGCCUAACUUGCAGAAAUGGGUGGAUAUUGAACCAUGAUGGGCACUGUAUGUUAUCUGGAUACUGUCCUCCCACUGAGUACUACCUUGAGGAAAUUCAGACCUGCAAAUCUUGCCACAAGAAAUGCUUCCACUGCUCAGGACCUACUGAACACCAGUGUCUUAGCUGUGCAAAUAACCGGUAUCUUCUCAACAGAACCUGUGUUGAAACAUGCCCAGAUGGAUAUUAUGCUGACAGCACAGAGAGGCAAUGUUCUGCAUGCCACAGCACCUGUGACACUUGCACUGGGAAACACAGCUCACAGUGCCUUUCCUGCAAACUGGGUUGGUACAGACAAGGAAAAGGAUGUGUAACCCAUUGUCCAGCAGGGUAUUUUGCACAAAAUUCCACUGGAUCAUGUGAGAGGUGCCACAAGAGUUGUAAGGAGUGUACGGGGCCUCGAGCCACAGACUGUCUUUCCUGUAAUACGUAUUUCUACCUGCUGCACGCCACGAACGAAUGUGUUAGCUCUUGUCCUCAGUACUACUAUGGCAACAAGGACAACAACAUCUGUGAGAGAUGCCACUCUUCCUGUUUAACUUGUGACGGGAAGGGAGCACUCAGCUGCACAUCUUGUGUAUGGAGCUACAGUUUAUUAAAUGGAAUGUGCAACUCAGACUGUUUUGUAGGUGAAUACAAAGUCCAGGAGACUCCAGGACAGAAGGAGAGCGAACCCAAGUGUGAGAGAUGUGACAGCUCAUGCGUUGAGUGCAAGGGACCUGGUCCUCUCAACUGCACAGUCUGUCCAGCCAGCAUGCAGCUCUUCCUGGAGGAAAGCCGCUGCCUGCCCUGCUGCAGCAACACUGACCCAGCAGAAACCCCAGAGUGCUGUGACUGCAGUGAAACACAAGAUGACUGCGUAUUACUGACAACUCUACCACCUGGACAAAAAAGCAAAACUAUUUUAUUUGUUAUCACUUGCAUUUUGCUUCUGCUUAUCAUUGGAGCCAUUGUAUUCAUCUGGAGAAAGGCACGAACCAAAACUCAGCCUGUCAAUAAAGGACGAUAUGAGAAGCUGACAAAUCACUCCAAAACCUUUCCUUCCUCUGCGAGCAACUAUCACAAGAAUCCCAGUUACCAUGAGGAUCAAGUGAUUGAAUACAGAGACAGAGAUUAUGAAGAUGAUGAUGAUGAAGAUGACAUUGUAUAUAUGGGCAAGGAUGGCACAAUUUAUCACAAAUUUAAAUAUGGACUUUUGGAGGAUGAUGAGGAAGAUGAGCUAGAAUAUGAUGAUGAAAGUUACUCAUUUAGAUAACUUUUUACUAGUUUACUAACAGUAAAUUAGUCCUAUUCUACUGUUUUCCUAUGAAAUUAUAGCUAUUUAGUUAAUAUGUUUUGUUACUGGAUAGCAUCCUGACCUCCAAUUUUUUUGCUAUUAAUUAUUGUGAAAGAAGAAUAAUUUCUAGAAGUAUUUCUAGAAAUUCCUUUUUUCUAAAUAAAUCUUUUCUAGGCUGUUAAGUAGCACUCUGGAUAUAAUCUGGUUAAGAGACCAAGUUUCUAUGCAUUUGUGUGGAGAAUAAUCCUUUCCCAAUAUGUAUUUGUGUAACUAACACAAACUUUUCUUCAGACCUUUUUGAAGAACCCUGCCAAUCACUACUAGAAAUGUGAUAAGCAUGAUGGGUGCAUCUACUUGAUGAAUACCACUGGGAGAGGAUGCCAGUAGUUCACUAAUUUGUAAUUAGAGUUACUCAGCAAUUCAUAAUAGAAGAGGCAACUUGGAGGAAUUUACUUAGAUUUUAUUCAUAAUCACCUGGUGUUCCCUGAACAUAAUCUUCAUAAUCUUUACAGCAUAAUUUCCUGUGAAUUCAUGUAUCUAUGACAUGAUAUUUUAAGACUUAGGAUUCUAACUACUUCUCAUAACUAUAUCUUAUUCACAGUUUGUAUGAAAUAGAUGAAAAAUAUUUUAUAUAUCAGCCUCUGAUCAAUCUUUACUGCAGAGUUUGUCAAAAAAUCUUGCAUUUUACAGAUGAAUUCCUUGGUUUACAACAAAGGGCAAUAUUGUCUAUAAGCACGGCACACACACACCAAUUCUGCACCAUGAGCAGGUGGUGUUUAUACUGUAAAUGGCUCAGGAUGCUCAGAUAAUGGCAAAGGGGAUAUUUGCACUUUUCUGGUAAUUUUUAUUAUUAUUAUUAUUACAUAAAUAAAAAUUUAUAAUUCUGAAGAAAAGAAUGGCUGUUUGUUGUGAAUAAAUCCUUUAGCCAUUUAUAUACGCUGUUACUCAUUACAUUUCAUUAAAUCUCAGAGUUUCUCUAGGUUUCCAGUAAGGAGUUGCUCUAAAAACAACAAGGGUGUAUAUAUAUAUAGACUUACUGUUUACAAGGAAUUGUGUAAAAAUACCAGCUUUCCAUGGCUCAAAGCAUCAGUGGAAUUUUCAGUAUUAUAUAAGCCUAAAGAUCUAAGGAUAGUUCGAUCUGUAAGAUUAAAGAUGUUUUAUGGAGAGGUUUAUUGCUUCCAAUUUUAAUUUUAACCUUCUAAUCGUUGCAGCUUCAGUAAGAGAGAAGAAUUAAAGGUAAUGUGACUUCACAAAAGCUGAAACAAGUACCUAUGUUUAGCAAAAGCUAUAAUACAGCAUUUGACAGCAAGGAAUUUCAGAAAGAUACAUGUUAUCUUUCACUUUAAAAUCUAAUAAAACAGAAGAGGAAAAGAAGAGUGAAAAAUCAGUUUGAAAGAUGACACUGCUAUCCUGGUUUUCUAAACUUGUUUAAAUUAACAAUAUGCUUUAUUCUUGUUGCUAAUGGCUUAUAGCACAACUGUGAGGAUAAGCUUUGACACACUUCCUCACAUUUCAAAGGCCUAUUCUUAGCUAUGCCUGAGCAAUCUGAAACCACAAUGAUAAUGUGCAUUUUCUUUAUGGGCUCACAGAUUAUGAAAUUAUAUUAUUAUGAAAGGGCCAGAUGACCCUGGAGGGGCAAAAAAUUAUUGAAACCAUGGUGCCAUAGUCAGGACUUAGGUUACUCAGCCCUUUUCCCAUGCCCUGGCUUCCUGAGGGCAAUGGGGCCCAUCUGACAAAGCAGGGAAAAGAAUCUUUGGUCAGAGACUUGCCAAACUCCUCAAGAGGGCUUUAACUUAGAUUUGUUGAGGAAGGGUGUCUGUCCAUCCCAAUCCAGCCAGUCAAAUAUCAACACCUUUAAUCAAUGCCCAUCAUCAACAUCUCCUAUAGCAUCAACAUCUCCUAUAAAAGAAGAUCACUUUCAAUAUUUUUGCAAGUGUUAAGUUUGAAAAUAGUACUCAAGAAGACACAAAUUUAGGAACCUGUAUUCCUUUACAGUGUCUACAACUAGAAAUCCCUGCUAAGAAUCUAAAAGAAGACCAAGAAAAUAAAAGCACAAGGAAAUAAUUCUAGUCUUGCUUCUAAAGAAACUUCAUGGAAAACUGGUAGAACCAAAUAAGACAUUAAAAAAAUUACAGAGAACACAAUAGUACAAAAAGGAAAUUCUGUUUUUCUGAAUUAUUUUAUACCUUCUAAGUUCCUUACACUUUUUCCUGAAAUAAAGGCAUCCAAUUAUUUUUUAAUCUUUUCUAGUCCUUUUUACCUAUCAUCACCAUUUCCCAGCUCUGACUCCCAUUGUCACAAACAUUCACAAAGUUCUGGUCUCCUGGAAAACACAAAUCUUUCUAAUUACUCCUCAAGACUAACAGAUACUAGAACUCUUCUAAAUAUCACACUAGCAAGUGCAGCCUUCUGUUUUAAUAAUUUCUCUUUCAUCUUUGCGUUUUUGAAGGAUACCUAUUCCAUAUUACAAUCAGACUGCAAGAUACGUGACCCAGCAGAAGAAUGAUUUUACCUGGUCUCCUGAACAACAACAAGCUCUGCUCUGUGAGCUGGCCCAUUCCUGGAGUUUCCUGAAUUUUCAAGAAGCCUGUCCCCAUGCACUGGGCUUCUCUGGACAGUCUGUAGCACAAGAUGUGGUUGCAAGACUUUUUACCUAUUUGUUCCUCCAUUUCAGAGAGUAUCACAAAUGGCACUUUUGUAAACCUAACAUCAGUGAGUCUUAAAAGCUCAUCUUUGCAAGGAAAGAACUGUUCA
Melospiza georgiana is the source of this 8815-nucleotide messenger RNA. It is a transcript of the gene PCSK5, whose product is annotated as proprotein convertase subtilisin/kexin type 5. Gene Ontology annotation, molecular function: serine-type endopeptidase activity. Gene Ontology annotation, cellular component: trans-Golgi network; Golgi membrane. Bases 446 to 6040 code for a protein of 1864 amino acids. The record is from RefSeq and is a predicted model, not a curated record. NCBI's taxonomy places the organism in Eukaryota, Metazoa, Chordata, Aves, Passeriformes, Passerellidae. Gene Ontology annotation, biological process: peptide hormone processing. The transcript has 37 exons.